AUGGGAGGGAGAAAUCAGACACGAGUGGUGGAGUUCGUCUUCCUGGGUUUCUCCGGCAUUCCAAACAGCCACAUCUACCUCUUCCUGCCGUUCCUAGCCAUUUACUCGGUCACCGUACUGGGAAACCUCGUGAUAUUUGCUCUGAUUCAACUGGAUUCCAGCCUCCGUACCCCCAUGUAUUACUUCCUCAGCCAUCUCUCCUCCUUAGAUAUCUGCAUCUCCUCCGUCACGGUCCCCAAGGUCCUGGUGAACUUCUUGUGCCAACGACAGACCAUCAGCUACAACCAGUGCAUGGCCCAGAUGUUCUUCUUGAUCUCUUUUACAGGGGCAGAGGGAGCACUGCUGGCCGUCAUGGCCUAUGACCGCUAUGCUGCCAUCUGUAAACCUUUGCAGUACUCCCGCCUCAUGAGGCCCAAGGUGUGCACCAUCCUAGCCUUGACCACUUGGAUUUGGGGUGCCCUAGACUCCGCUCUCCAUACAGCGCUCAGCAGCACGUUGUCCUUUUGUGGAGUCAGCCAGAUCCCUCACAUCUUGUGCGAUGUCCCCCCACUCCUGAAAAUUGCUUGCAGUGAUACUCGUGUCAAUGAAAUAGCAAUCCGCACAGCAAGCUAUUUUGUGGGCGGGGGACCCUUCCUCUUCAUUAUUCUCUCCUACUCCUUAAUUCUGUCCUCCAUCCUGAAGAUGCAUUCCACCACUGGGAAACACAAAGCUUUUUCAACAUGCGGUUCUCACUUGAUCGUUGUUGUCAUUUACUAUGGAAAUGCAAUAGUUAACUACAACCGUUCAAGCACUGGUGACUCUUUGGAGACUGACACUUUGGUCUCCAUCAUGUAUUGCAUGGUCUCCCCCAUGCUGAACCCCCUCAUCUACAGCCUCCGCAACAAGGAGGUGAAGGGGGCGUUCAGGAAGGUUCUGAAGAAGUGGACAGUACUUGCUGUUCACUUUGUGCUGUCUGAUAAGGUGAGUUCUGUGGUCCCCAUGGGAGUGAGGAACCAGACACAAGUAGUGGAGUUCGUCUUCCUGGGUUUCUCCGGCAUUCCAAACAGCCACAUCUACCUCUUCCUGCCGUUCCUAGCCAUUUACUCGGUCACCGUGCUGGGGAACCUCAUGAUAUUUGCACUGAUUCAACUGGAUUCCAGCCUCCAUACGCCCAUGUAUUACUUCCUCAGCCAUCUCUCCUCCAUAGAUAUCUGCAUCUCCUCCGUCACGGUCCCCAAGAUCCUGGUGAACUUCUUGCGCCAGCGACAGACCAUCUCCUACAACCAGUGCAUGGCCCAGAUGUUCUUCCUGGCCUCUUUCACGGGGACAGAGGCUGCAAUGCUGGCCAUCAUGGCCUGUGACCGCUAUGCUGCCAUCUGUAAACCUCUGCAUUACUCCCACCUCAUGAGCUCCAAGGUGUGCACCAUCCUAGCCUUUGCCACCUGGAUCUGGGGCUUCCUAGACUCCGCUCUCCACACAGCACUCAUUACCACCUUGUCCUUUUGUGGAGUCAACCAGAUCCCUCACAUCUUGUGCGAUGUCCCCCCACUGAUAAAAAUUGCUUGCAGUAAUACACGCAUCAAUGAAAUAGCAAUCCGGACAGCGAGCUAUUUUGUGGGUGGGGGACCCUUCCUCUUCAUCCUUGUCUCCUACUCCUUAAUUCUGUCCUCCAUCCUGAAGAUGCAUUCGACCACCGGCAAGCACAAAGCUUUUUCCACUUGCGCUUCUCAUCUCAUCAUUGUCAUCAUUUACUAUGGGAAUGCACUAGUUAACUACAACCUUUCCAGCGCAGGUGACUCCCCAGAGACUGCCGCUCUGGUCUCCAUCAUGUUUUGCAUGGUCUCCCCCAUGCUGAACCCGAUCAUCUACAGCCUCCGCAACAAGGAGGUGAAGGGGGCCCUGAAGAAGGUUGUGGAGGCUCUGUCAUUGAGCAAAGGCCACUGUCUGGACACCGUCAUUCCUGCUCCCAGCAGCCUCCUCAAAUCCCCAGGAACAAAUGAAGGCAACUUCAGCCUCACGCAACACCGGCUGCAGAGACUCCUUCUGGGAGUUGAGAUGGAGAGAGACCAUUCCCUGCCGUCUGCAGCUGCCAGCUAUGUGUGCUGUGUGAUCCUGUGA
Molecule: messenger RNA, 2097 nt
Organism: Heteronotia binoei (common prickly gecko)
Lineage: Eukaryota; Metazoa; Chordata; Lepidosauria; Squamata; Gekkonidae
Exons: 5
Coding region: 1-2097 (698 amino acids)
Biological process (GO): G protein-coupled receptor signaling pathway
Cellular component (GO): membrane
Molecular function (GO): G protein-coupled receptor activity; olfactory receptor activity
Source: RefSeq, a predicted model, not a curated record